Ochotona princeps (American pika) is the source of this 1283-nucleotide messenger RNA. It is a transcript of the gene METAP1, whose product is annotated as methionyl aminopeptidase 1. Gene Ontology annotation, biological process: proteolysis. Bases 110 to 1066 code for a protein of 318 amino acids. Gene Ontology annotation, molecular function: metalloaminopeptidase activity. The record is from RefSeq and is a predicted model, not a curated record. Lineage: Eukaryota; Metazoa; Chordata; Mammalia; Lagomorpha; Ochotonidae. The transcript is spliced from 10 exons.
UACUUAUUUGAUCUUCUAGGAAUGUUUUAAAGGAAGCUGGGCUACUCACAAGUUACUACAUAAGAAAGCAAAGGAUGAAAAAGCGAAACGAGAAGUGUCUUCCUGGUCUAUGGAGGGUGAUAUUAACACUGAUCCAUGGGCAGGUUACCGAUAUACUGGUAAACUCAGACCACACUAUCCUCUGAUGCCAACAAGGCCAGUGCCAAGUUAUAUUCAGAGACCAGAUUAUGCCGAUCAUCCACUAGGUAUGUCUGAAUCUGAACAGGCUCUUAAAGGCACUUCUCAAAUUAAAUUGCUCUCAACUGAAGAUAUAGAAGGGAUGCGACUUGUGUGUAGGCUUGCUAGAGAAGUUUUGGACAUUGCUGCAGGGAUGAUCAAGCCAGGUGUUACUACUGAGGAAAUAGAUCACGCUGUGCACUUAGCCUGCAUUGCAAGAAAUUGCUAUCCUUCUCCCCUGAAUUAUUAUAACUUCCCAAAGUCUUGUUGUACCUCAGUGAAUGAAGUCAUCUGCCAUGGAAUUCCAGACAGACGGCCCUUGCAAGAAGGUGAUAUUGUUAAUGUGGACAUCACCUUGUAUCGCAAUGGUUACCACGGGGACCUGAAUGAGACCUUUUUUGUUGGUGAUGUGGAUGAGGGAGCACGGAAGCUUGUUCAGACCACGUAUGAGUGUCUAAUGCAAGCCAUCGAUGCAGUGAAACCUGGUGUUCGAUACAGAGAACUGGGAAACAUUAUUCAGAAACAUGCCCAAGCAAAUGGGUUUUCUGUUGUACGAAGCUACUGUGGGCAUGGGAUCCACAAACUCUUCCAUACAGCCCCCAAUGUCCCUCAUUAUGCCAAAAAUAAAGCAGUUGGAGUCAUGAAGUCGGGCCAUGUGUUUACAAUUGAGCCAAUGAUUUGCGAAGGUGGAUGGCAGGAUGAAACCUGGCCCGACGGUUGGACUGCAGUGACGAGAGACGGCAAGCGCUCUGCUCAGUUUGAGCACACGCUGCUGGUCACAGACACUGGCUGUGAGAUCCUGACCCGUCGCCCCGAUAGUGCGCGGCCUCACUUCAUGUCCCAGUUCUAGCUCCUCACAACAUGAGAUCCAACAGCUCUGUAAUACACUCUUACCGUACUGUGCAUUUUAUUGAAAGUACAGAAGGAAGAGGAAAUUUUUUUACAACUAGUUUUGUUUUGACAAUAGAUUAAAAAAAAAAAAGACUGCAGCAUUUGAUAUGUGUCCUCAAGAACUUGGCUUGAAUCGGAACAGGCUGAGAAGAAUAAAUAAAACCUUGCUCAGCUUC